Messenger RNA from Melanaphis sacchari, 719 nucleotides. RefSeq lists its product as uncharacterized. The record is from RefSeq and is a predicted model, not a curated record. NCBI's taxonomy places the organism in Eukaryota, Metazoa, Arthropoda, Insecta, Hemiptera, Aphididae. Bases 74 to 511 code for a protein of 145 amino acids. The transcript is spliced from 4 exons.
AGUUAUAGUUUGACAGUUGCCGAGCUAUUAUAAUAAAAUUAUAUUAUCCACUGUGAAAACGAAACGCCGAUUGAUGAGUUUUAUUGUUGGGUUUUCGAUUGCUGUUGUAGUGAUGUCCGUAGUCCUAUUCGGCUGGAGCUCGAGCAACAGUAUUGUGGGAUACUGCAGUGAUACUUUAAAAAAUGUCAUUUCGAUAGUACGACGUGACAGAUUCGGUGCAGAGAGAAAUACGAACGGGGGGGUGACUUCCAACACUAGCGUCCGACGGCCAAUAAUACGAUAUGUGAUACCAGCGGGCGAUGUUGCGAACUUGAUGGAACAAUUUCAUAAAAUUAACGAACAUUACGUGGUUAUGGAAAAUAGAAUUGCGGCUUUGGAGGAAAUGAGGGAACGCCAAGAACGAAGACGUUUGUUUGGAAAUCAACAAGUAUUGAACGAGAUACGUUUUAACAUUUCUGAUCUCAAUGAUCUCAUAAUGCCCGGUGAACACUUGUUUAACGUGGAUGACUGAUUACACUCGAAUUUUAAACAUUUAUUCAUAUUUAUUUUUUUUUCUAUUUAAUACUUUUAAAAACUAGUGUUUUUUUAAUAAAUAAUUAAAUGCGAAAAAUUUGACUGAUUGUCGAUCCAUGGGCCAAUUGUUUAUAAGAAAUUACAUCAAAACUUUUCAUGAGUCAUAACUUCAAAAUUUCACUAUGGUUUGAACUAAUAGAUCACCG